CUGCCACCAACCGCCACCAUGCGUUGUAUCCUCAGCUUCGCCCUCGGCCUGCUCACCCUGGAGGCAGCCCUGGCAGUGGACCUGGACUCCAGCUCCUCAGCUAAGGCCAUGUGCCCUGACUUAAGCUCCUCUGAGAAGAUGUCCUGCAAACAAGUGAAGGCCUGCGCCACCAACCAGGACUGCUCCGGCAAUGCUGUGUGCUGCCCCAGCCCCUGCGGCCGCUCCUGCAGGACCCCAGUCUACAACAUCCAGAAUAUGCGCAACUGCCCCUGGGUGCAGCCGGACCUGACACCCAAGGUGUGCAAGUUCCAGAAUGAUUGCGCCAAAGACAACGACUGUACCAACAACAAGAGGUGUUGCUUUGAUGGGUGCAACAUGCGGUGUAUGGGCCCCAAUGCAGUGUCCCCUGCAGAGAAUCCCCUGCAGUGAGAAGCCGCGGGGCUCCCUGCCUGCCUGAACCUCCCCUCCUGGGUCA
Fukomys damarensis (Damara mole-rat) is the source of this 475-nucleotide messenger RNA. RefSeq names its product whey acidic protein. NCBI's taxonomy places the organism in Eukaryota, Metazoa, Chordata, Mammalia, Rodentia, Bathyergidae. Gene Ontology annotation, molecular function: peptidase inhibitor activity. Bases 19 to 429 code for a protein of 136 amino acids. Gene Ontology annotation, cellular component: extracellular region. The record is from RefSeq and is a predicted model, not a curated record. The transcript is spliced from 4 exons.